UCCAAAGAAGAAGAAGAAAUGAAACAAUUUCAGAAAGAAGACAACAUGGAUCCUGAGCUCGACAACAAAACAGCCACACCAAAUAAUACAGAUGAAAGUGUUCAAUUCUCCCGCGUUACAGCUGUUGCUUCACGGUGGAUGCAGGACUUCUUGUUUGUAAGUCUGUGUCGGCGUUUCAAGGAAGGAAAUCUUGAUGCAUUCAAUGAAACGCUUUCGACUUUCAAGGCCAUUUGUCAGAGUGUCUCUCUCAAAGGAGACCUCUGUGAUGAGAAAACUGUGAUAUGUGCCUUCCUCGCAAGAGUCAUGCAUGGAAAGCAGUUGGAUGUCGUAUUUGAGGAGGAUGACAGCGUGAUGCCUCUUAUGUCUGCUGCCAAAAUAUGGUCACGCCUGAGAGAAACAGCGGAAGAUGAAAGUUUGUUUGAAAACAUUACGAUUCUUCUGCUUGUCCAGUCUGUGGCUGUGUGCUUGGAGAAAGGUCAAAGAUCUUCUGCUUCUUCUGCUCUCAAGUGGUUUGAGAACAACCAUGAAUUCCCACAGAACUUGACAGUCAAGCUGACAACAAUAGUGACACAGAGGGACACCUACCAUCCAUUCCUCAUGAGCUUCAGCUUCAGCCGCCUGCUGGAGACAAUCCAGUCCUUCUUGGACACCUACCUGGAGAAGAACCCCUCUGACUUCCUUCUCAAGGCAGCCACAAAGAUGGCCCAGUCGUCACAGGACAUUGAAGGUUUUGAGGACACGGUGACGCAACACAUCUCUCUCUUAGAAAAGGCCAAUGAAUCAACAAAAAAGGACGCAAAAAAAAAGGAGAAAGCUGUUUGUUUGAGAACAAAACGGAAACUUCUCUCAACUAAAAUAACUGAUGUGUGGAAACCUGAUUCUUGCAAGAAGCCUUACAUCUCCCUCAGAAGAAUGUCCAACAAUGACUUAUCACAGCUGUCUGAGAGGUCAUUGGACACCUCGAAGAUCAAACAAGAAUCAAGAAAAACAAGAAAACGACCUCAGAAGUGGAACGCCCAGAUGGACAAAAACCUCAAGGAUGGCGUUAAACGUCACGGCCAGGGGAAGUGGUCUCGCAUAUUAUUGGAUUAUGACUUUGAAGGACGCACUGGUACCAUGCUCAAAGACCGCUGGAGAAUUCUAAUGAGGGCACACAAAGUCUGAUGAAGAGGGAGAGUGCCUCUAACUUUUACAAUGUAGCAAUUUAUCUGUAAAUAAAAACAUAGAUUUAGCUGAUCCACUCAUUCAAUUGAUAUUCAGCCCAUAGCUUAAUUGAAGAUGUACAUUUAUGUUAUUGGUGUUUUUCUGCUCCUGUCUGCACAGUGGAACAUAUACCACUAGAGGGCACUCAACACAGUGAACAGUGAUAAUCUUUUUUUUUUUUUCUUUUUUUUUUCUU
Thunnus maccoyii (southern bluefin tuna) is the source of this 1399-nucleotide messenger RNA. RefSeq names its product telomeric repeat binding factor (NIMA-interacting) 1 (gene terf1). Gene Ontology annotation, cellular component: chromosome, telomeric region; nucleus. Gene Ontology annotation, biological process: telomere maintenance. Lineage: Eukaryota; Metazoa; Chordata; Actinopteri; Scombriformes; Scombridae. Gene Ontology annotation, molecular function: protein homodimerization activity; telomeric repeat DNA binding. The record is from RefSeq and is a predicted model, not a curated record. Bases 19 to 1164 code for a protein of 381 amino acids. The transcript is spliced from 10 exons.